AUGGAGUGUUUCUCAAAGAAUGAUGAAGGCAAACUUGAUAAGCUUAUUUUUAUUCAUCGUUUUGCAUUUACUAUCGCUUAUGUGGACAAUCGCAUUCACUCGGCUACAUUUUCCUCCACGUACGGCAGCCGUUCCAUUGACUGGUUUUUUGAUAUAUCAUGCGAUCGCCGGGCACCACAAAUUCGACUUGCUCAGCGACGUAUGCGAAUCGACGAAACUUACCCUCCGGGCCUUAUCCUUCUUAAAUACUAUGCUGUUUCUAGGAAGUAUGAUCAAAUCAAUGAACUGGAAAUGCAAGAAAGACCGUUCAGUGGUUUAUUUGUUGUUCCAGAAGAUAGUGAAUUCUUUCGGACGAUUUUCAGUACCCUCCAUUCGCAGACGUUUGAUGGCGGUGAAGUAGUUCUUACUGUGAGAAUUAUUUUCAAAGUUAAAGACUUUUUCGGAACGCUACGACGCCACGAGAGGGCUCCACUGAUCCACAUCCUCGAGAACGACUUUCGAUCAGUGGCACUGGAACAAAUUUUGAGUGCUCAAAGGGAUUUCAAAAUUAUAGCCAAUGAUGGCGAGAUCAAGACAUCAAAAUAUCUGCUUUAUUUAUCAACAAAUUACUUUCAUGAGCUGAUCACAGCAAACCCGUUUACAUCCUCUGCUGUCCUUGAUUUUAAUCGAGAAAUUAUUGAAAAGGUUCUCGACUUUGCAUUCAAAGGCACCUACGAUAUGGAAGUACAGCUAAUUGACAAAGUUCGAAGGUUCCUGCAAUGUGUACGUAGGAUAAAACCUCUGAAACAGACUGAAAUUAUCAACCACAUAUCCGUCAAACUCAAUGAAAUUCUCCUAAAAAAUUGGAAAAGUGUCACUUUGGAUGACGCCGUCAAAAUAUUGGAUAUCGCUUAUGAGCAGCAAUUUGCCAGUCUUCUCGAUUCGGCAAUGAACCUUAUCGUUGAUCAAUACUUCAUUGACUUUCGACUGAGAUACAAUGAACAUUCGGAAGGUGAGAACGGAGAGCUAUUUCGACGGUUGAACCACUCGGAGAUUGCCGAUUUCCUGGCUCCGACAAACGUAAUGCUAACAAGUUAUCGAAAACGUGGUUCUGUGACACGAAUUUUGAAAUAUAAAACAAAAGUGCCUCCAAAAAGACAGUUCAUUGAGUGA
Molecule: messenger RNA, 1152 nt
Organism: Loa loa (African eye worm)
Lineage: Eukaryota; Metazoa; Nematoda; Chromadorea; Rhabditida; Onchocercidae
Exons: 7
Coding region: 1-1152 (383 amino acids)
Molecular function (GO): protein binding
Source: RefSeq, a predicted model, not a curated record